CUUCACAUAUCUUGAAAUACUUAUUCACUUUUCACUGAGACAAACACCCUAAAACCUGUAGGUAUAUAAACUUGUUGUAGAAUGUUUGCCAAAUUUGUUGUACUUUUUAUUUUCAUAAAAUUUGCUUGUACCGAUAAUGAAGGUCCUAUAAUUCAGUUACCCAACGGCAAAAUUUUAGGUCGCGAAGCGGUAACAUUUGAUGAAAAAACCUACUUUGCUUUUGAAAAAAUUCCCUAUGCUUCUCCACCAAUAGGAUCACUAAGAUUUAAAGCACCACAACCUGCUCAAAAAUGGGAUGACGUUCUUAAUACAACUCAUAUGGAUGUUACUUGUAUGCAAGUAACUAAAAACUUAUCGAAGGAAUCUGAGGAUUGCCUUUAUCUCAAUGUCUAUACCCCUAAGCCUCCUGGAAAUGAUAAUAGGGUUUCGUUUCCAGUUAUGGUGUAUAUACAUGGUGGCGCAUUUAUGCAUGACUCAAGUAUGAAUUCUGCUCCAGAUCUGUUCAUUAAUAACGAUGUAAUUUUUGUAUCAAUUAAUUACAGAUUAGGUCCUUUUGGUUUUCUUUCAACACAAGAUGAAGUUAUUCCUGGUAACAACGGUUUGAAAGAUCAACUUCUAGCAAUACGAUGGACUCAUGACAACAUUAAAUAUUUUGGGGGUGACCCUGGAAAAAUAAUUAUUUCUGGAGAAAGUGCCGGUUCAGCUAGUGUAGCUUACCAACUGUUAAAUCAAAACUCACAGGAUUUAUUCCAAGGGGCUAUUUUAGAAAGUGGCUCAUGUUUAAGUCCUUGGUCGUUUCAGAGAAAUUCCAGAAAUAUUGCUUUUGCUACCGCUGCAAUUUUAAAUUCAACAUUUGAAACAAACAACAAUUCACAAAGUUUAUUGGAAUUUUUGCAGAAUGUUGAUGCUCAAAAUUUGGAUUCAGCGGCUCAAAAGUACCUUAACGACGUAAGUACUCCAUGGGAUUAUGAUGUGUCUCAAGGUUGUAUUUGGGCUCCCGUCAUUGAACCCAAAAAUCCAGAUGCAUUUCUUACAAAAAAAAUGUAUGGUUUGAUUAAGGCCGGAAAUAUUGUGAAGGUUCCAAUACUUAUGGGAUUUAAUUCUGAAGAAAGUUUAUAUUUCAAUAAAGAUCCUAAUACUUUUAAAUCUUCGAUGAAAACCUGGGAUGAAAACUUACAUAUUAUCGUACCUAAUGACAUGCAAAUUACUGAUCAAGAAGAACGCAUAAAAGUGGGCCAAACGAUAAGAGAAAUAUACACAGGAGGUCAACAGUUUGCUGAUAAUUUGGGAGCUGGAAUUAGAUACUCUAGUGAUACUUCCUUUACUCGACCCAUUCGCAAACACGCGGAAUUUGCUUCCUCAUUUACUAAAAUAUUCUUUUAUCAGUUCUCUUAUGAUGGGAUAUUGGGAAACAUUAAUGUUCAUUAUGAUGGUGCAGAAAAUGUUGGUCAUACAGAGAUUAUACAGUAUUUGUUUUGUUCAGGAUCAAAGUGUGAUAUUAGUGAAAAUCCAAAAAAUGAUCAAAUUACGAGAAAUCGACUUAUCAAACUUUGGACUGAUUUUGCAAAGUAUCUAAAUCCAACACCAGAACCAUCAGAAUUGUUGCAAAAUAUUAGCUGGCCAAGUAUCUCCAUUGAUAAUGGUAACUUUCCAUAUCUUGACAUUAAUGAGAAAUUGGUAAUAAGAAAUUUUCCAAAAGAAGGAACGUAUGCAAAAUGGAUCAAGCUUUAUAAUGCUUUAGAUUACAAUGAUUUUGAUACUUAUUAAUCUAAGACAUUGUCUAUGUAUAUACGAGUACAAGGUGAAUAAAAAACAUAUA
Molecule: messenger RNA, 1819 nt
Organism: Tribolium madens (black flour beetle)
Lineage: Eukaryota; Metazoa; Arthropoda; Insecta; Coleoptera; Tenebrionidae
Product: venom carboxylesterase-6-like
Exons: 9
Coding region: 82-1767 (561 amino acids)
Source: RefSeq, a predicted model, not a curated record